Molecule: messenger RNA, 309 nt
Organism: Talaromyces proteolyticus
Lineage: Eukaryota; Fungi; Ascomycota; Eurotiomycetes; Eurotiales; Trichocomaceae
Product: BTB/POZ protein
Exons: 3
Coding region: 1-309 (102 amino acids)
Biological process (GO): ubiquitin-dependent protein catabolic process
Cellular component (GO): elongin complex
Molecular function (GO): protein-macromolecule adaptor activity
Source: RefSeq, a predicted model, not a curated record
AUGGCGACAAACUCGCUUGCAGAGUUUGUGACGCUCGUCUCUAGUGACGGCUUCGAAUUCAUCCUCCCUCGCAGCACGGCGUGUAUAUCAGGAACAAUCCGUCGAAUGCUUGAGCCUAGCAGCAAAUUCUCGGAAGCGUUGACGGGUCGCUGUGUUCUUGAAAACAUCACAGGCGUCGUUCUAGAGAAAGUCUGCGAAUAUUUCUGCUAUAAUGAGAAGAACAAAGAUCAAAGCAAUGUGCCGGAUAUGGAUAUUCCGCCGGAGUUGUGUUUGGAAUUGUUGAUGGCGGCUGAUUAUUUGGAUACAUAG